CCGGCUUUUAUACACACAGCCACACUGAACACAAGAACCAGAGAGCACAGGAACCAGUGAUGGACACAGUCUGACAGUCCUGGGACACAAACAGAAGUAGCCAUGGCAUCCCUGGAGGAGGAGUUGACCUGUUCGGUGUGCCGCGACGUUUUCAGCCAGGCUCUGCCACUGCCGUGCGGCCACUGCUUCUGCCCGGCCUGCAUAAGGGAUUCCUGGGGACAGGGAAAGGCUGGGGUCAGGGGUCACUUCACGUGUGCACAGUGCCAGGAAGAACAUGGGGUGGUGGUGUGUGACUGCUGCCCUCUUGUGGGGGAUGGGGGCCAGACAGGGCCUGCCGUGGCAGUGAAAACCUGCCUGCGCUGUGAGGUGUCUCUAUGCGCAUUGCACCUACAGCCCCACUUGGACCGACCCGCUUUCAGGACACACCUGCUGGUGGAACCCUUAGGAGACCUGUCUCACCGAAGAUGUCCGGCCCACGAAGAGAUUUUCCGCUACUACUGUGCUGAUGAGCGGGUGUACGUGUGCUCAGACUGCCUUUUGGAAGGUGGCCAUGCACAGCAUCGUGUUGAAGGACUGAAGAAGGUAGAGAAGGACCUGAAGGUCAUCCUCCAGAGCCUUCUCCAGAGAGCCAAGGAAAAGCUGAAUGAAGGCGAACAAAUCCUCCAGGAGCACCAGAACACCGAUCACACUGUGACAGACUUGUCUUUGGCAGAUGACUCCCAGGUGGAGCGUAUGGGCGUAGCUCUGCAGGGGCAGGUGGAGAGCCUGGUGCAGGCCCUGAAGGAGAGCACCCGGAAAGAGAGGCAGAGGGUCAUGGAGCGCCUGCAGAACGACAGCAUUAGGGUGAGGGAGGAUCUGGGCCAGACCCAGGACAUCCACCAUUUCCUGGCCUCCCUGCUGGAGGAGACAGACCCCUUCCUGCUCAUCUGGGCAUUUCAGUCUGAUGACUCAAGACUGCUAGCAGACCUGAACUGCCCCCUGUUCACCCCUGAACCUGUCAGCUUGGACUUGAAGUACAUAGUGGAGAACAUUGAGAGCAAGUACAGAGAGUUCAUCACAGAGACGCUGCAUUGUCUCACCGAACUCAAGAAAGAGCUCUUGACAAGUCCAUUGACUCUGGACACUAACUCUGCCCAUCCUCUCCUGAGAAUUUCCGAUGGCCUGCAUUCAGCCCAGCGGGUCAAACACCGUCUUCCAUGUGCGGCACACCCCGACCGCUUUGAUCACUGGGCCCAAGUUCUGACCGCCCAGACCAUCUCAUCAGGAACCCAUUACUGGGAGCUGGAAGCAGAGGGCUUCUGGGACAUUGCAUUAUCAUACCGGAGCAUUGGGCGGAAGGGCAAGGAGGGCACUGCCUUUGGAAAUAACAAGGUGUCUUGGAGCUUGACACAGCAGCAUGACAGGAAGCUCGCAGCCUGGCACAACUGCAGGAAGACCCGAAUCUCCAGGCGGAUGUCAGGCAACCGUGUGGGUGUGGCUCUAGACUAUGACGCUGGGACUGUAACUUUCUCUGAGGUGGGGCCCUCCAGCACCCUGACUCUACUACAUACCUUCACCACCUCGUUUGUUCAGCCUGUGUGCCUGGGCUUUGGCCUCUACAAACCUGAGUUCCACAGCAGAAUCACCAUAAUGAGGGAGUGAGGGAUGAUCAGGAACCAGAGAAUAGCGUUUACACGCCUUGGAAACCUUUUGGUGGGUUGGAACAUUUGGAACAUUUACCACGAUGAGGAUCAAACUGCAAACAAUAGUGCUUGUUUGAGCAUGAAUAAUUUUAAGACACAUUUUCAGGACUUGAAGUUCUAUGAACUAUGACUCUGGUUGUAAGGAAUGGCUGUGUCCUACUUUGUCACAGUUCUGGGGUACAUUUUAAAGAACCAAAACACUCAGGCCCAGGAUAGAGUUUUUUGUUAUCAAAUACAUCAAACUACAUGGUUAUAUUGUGAAAGAGUCAGAAAAGAAUACAUUCAGUAGAUAGUUGUAGCGUCUUAUGAUGUGACAUGACUAUGGGGCCCCAUUUGUUAUGAAUAUCACAAGCAAUACCAUUGUAUUAUGUGUCACCCAUGUACUGAGAUAAAUAGAUGGAAGAUGAGUGGACAGGAUAAACCAUAUUGUAGAAUACGUUAAAAGACAAAACUAACAAAAAACUUCAGACAUUAAAAACACAAAAGUUUUAUGUAAGCCAUUAUAUAGAUAGACAUUAUAUGGACUUCACACUCCAGAUAGAUGUAUCGGCGACAAAUCAAUUUCAUAGAUUUUCUCUCACUGAUGCAUUGUCACCUUGAACAUAACAACAUCUCAAAUAUAAUACUUGAAGUUUAUACUGAGAGUUUUCAUAUUGAGAGAGGAAUUUAGUGGGUAGGUGUGCCAGAGAAUCAAUGUGUUAGAGGGAGGGAGAAAAGAGAGAAAAGGAGAUGGUGAGAGAGAGAGAGAGAAAUAGAGAGAGAGGGGGAGACAGAGAAGAGAGUGUAAGAGAAUAUAAUGCAGUGGGUCUUCUGGAAUGGCCAUAUAGAUGUGUGUUUGAAAGGGAGGUUCCUGUGACACUUUAGGAUGUAAGAGAACAGAAACAAGAGAGACCAAGAGGAUCAUUCAUUUCUAAGGAUCAACAGCUGACUUGCAGGCUACCAGAUGUGGAAAGCAAAGAUGACACCUUUCACACCAAUACAGGUCUUGUGUAAGGAGAUUAAAUAGUUUGGAUCCCAACAAAAUAUCUGCUUGUCCAUGCCAUCCUGCCCCUUACUGCUACUGAUCCAAACCAUCACAAGAGAUACAUCCAUGAGAGCAGAGUGAGUUAGAGGGAGGAGCAGAUACAAACAGACAAACAGACAGACAGUGUUGGAGCAAGAGGGCAAGAAAGAUAGACUGUGAUUUUUCACUUCAUCUCUUGCUGCUGAACACUGAUUAACGCAAAAUUCCUGUUUUGUAAUCUGUGAAUCCAACCUCCGGAUCCAGCUCUAUCUUUAUAUCUGGGAGACUUCCUAUAGCAUCUAUACCAGGUGGUUGGAUAACAGAGUGUUGUCUGACCAAGGUGGUGAACCUACUUCAACCAACUAAGGACCCUUAUGAGCCCACAGAAUAUCAGAUCAAAUGUGAGACAUUUAGGACAUUUAGGAAUGAGAGAAUAUCAAGCAUUUUAAAAGUCUAACACCUAUAUUCUCUGGGCAUUUCGAUACAUGUCUGUAAUCUUUCACUGCAGCUAGGCUCCACACUACAACCAAUAACAGAUCUACAACAACAAAAAAGCUGCCAGUUAAAAGCAUGUA
Messenger RNA from Esox lucius (northern pike), 3260 nucleotides. It is a transcript of the gene trim110, whose product is annotated as tripartite motif containing 110. Lineage: Eukaryota; Metazoa; Chordata; Actinopteri; Esociformes; Esocidae. Bases 103 to 1641 code for a protein of 512 amino acids. The record is from RefSeq and is a predicted model, not a curated record. The transcript is spliced from 9 exons. Gene Ontology annotation, cellular component: synaptic cleft; glutamatergic synapse. Gene Ontology annotation, molecular function: protein binding; zinc ion binding.